AUGGAUGUAACUUUUGAACUGCAAAGAGGAAGACCAUUCUCAAUUGAAGUAGGUUUUUUCGAUACUAUUUUAGAAAUCAAAGAAAAAGUUCAAAAGUACCAAGGAAUUCCAAUCUCCAAACAAACCUUAGUUUUCAAUGGCCAGAUUCUUCAAGACGACGGCGAUAUUUGGAAAUGCGAAAUUUUUCAAAACUCGCGCAUUCAUCUUAUGGUUGCCGCCGCAGAUUCUGAUCAUUCGAAACUACCAAUAGAUCAGGAUACCAAAUUUCAGCUUAAUGUCAAAACUUCUACGUCCAUAUCUCACAUUCCUAUCGAAAUCGACAAAAAAGAUACCAAGCUUAAAGAAAAAAUUCAUGACAGUGACCAAAAUAAUGUUCCAUUGAGCAAUGCCAUGUUGCAUGCAACUGGAACCGAAUUGCAUGAUAAUCAUUUCUUACGCGAUUUUGAUGUUUCAGAGAAGAGCGAAAUCGAGGCGAGUUUGAAGCCACAGGGAUCGGAGGCACCUGCAGUGGUUAGCGGCGGAGGUGGAGGAGGAGGAACAUCAAAGAAGUUGAAGCUGAUGGUUUUGCCUAAAAGUGGAACAAAGAAAGUAGCUGUUGAAAUGAAUGCUUCUGAUAAUGUUGGAGAAUUGAAGAAAGAGCUUCAUAAGUUAAAUCAAAGGCUUCAAUUUCAUCUUCCAUCAGAAGGUUAUUUUUUCAUUUACAAACAAAAUGUUAUGGAUGAUGAUAAGUCAUUCCGAUGGCACCAUGUUUGUCAAGGUGAUACCAUUGAAAUCUUUAAUGGUAGUGUCACUGGUGGAUCAUGA
Messenger RNA from Lathyrus sativus (Indian pea), 804 nucleotides. The record is from the annotation of a GenBank genome assembly. NCBI's taxonomy places the organism in Eukaryota, Viridiplantae, Streptophyta, Magnoliopsida, Fabales, Fabaceae.